GGGAGUAGUUUGUCCGCUCGCCGCCACCGUCCGAGUUAUUAGUCUCCGAGUUCCAGGCCAAGGGAGCGUGCGGUGUGCGGGAGCCGGCUGGCGUUGCCGGCACCAUGGAGUCGCCUCUGAGCCCGGGCCUCUGUCACCGAGCCGACGAGGACUGGGAUUCUACCCUCUUUGCUGAACUUGGCUAUUUCACAGACACUGAGGACCUGCAAUUGGACCCAGCAAAGGAAACUUACGAAAACAAUUGUGAUACUCUUGAUUUUGACUUGGACUUGAUGCCUUGGGAGGCAGGCGUCUUGGACAUCAAAAACGAGUUCUGUGCAGAUGUGAAGGCCAAACCUCAGCCACUUUCUCCAGCCUCCUCGAGUUGUUCAGCCUCCUCUCCGCAGUUAGUGGACUCUUACUCUUCAACCCAGCACGUUCCUGAGGAGUUGGACUUGUCUUCCGCUUCCCAGAUGUCCCCCCUCUCCUUGUACGGUGAAGGCUCGCAGAGCCCCUCCGCAGAGCCCCUGCGAGAGGAUAAGCCCGUCGUCAGCCCGAGGAGCAGAGCUGAAAAUGGACUGACCCCAAAGAAGAAAAUUCAGAUGACUUCCAAACCGUCAAUUCAGCCCAAGCCUUUAAUCCUUCCAGCAGCGCCCGAGCCCCAGGCCAACGCCGGCAUCCCAGCGAAAACCGUCAUCAUCCGGACGCUGCCGGCCCUUCUGCCGCUGGCGAAGCAGCAGCCGGUGAUCAGCAUACACCCUGCGCCCGCUAAAGGUCCGACGGUAGUGCUCUCCCCGCCCGCCGUGGUCCAGCUCCAGGCACCCGGAGUCCUGCCCUCUCCCGCCCCGGUCCUUGCUGUUGCCGGGGGAGCCGCGCCGCUCCCUAAUCACAUGGUGAAUGUGGUGCCGGCCCCGGUGGCCCACAGCCCGGUGACUGGAAAGCUCUCUGUGACCAAACCUGGCCUCCAAAGCACCGUGAGAAGCGUGGGCUCGGAUAUUGCUGUUCUGAGGAGGCAGCAACGGAUGAUCAAAAACCGGGAGUCCGCCUGCCAGUCUCGCAAGAAGAAGAAGGAGUACAUGCUGGGCUUGGAGGCCAGGCUGAAGGCCGCGCUCUCGGAGAACGAGCAGCUCAAGAGGGAGAACGGCUCGCUCAGGAGGCAGCUGGACGAGGUGGUGUCAGAGAACCAGAGGCUCAAAGUGCCUAAUUCGAAACGAAGAGCUGUCUGUGUGAUGGUGGUGUUGGCGUUCAUAGUGCUCAACUAUGGGCCCAUGAGCAUGUUGGAACAGGAUGCCAGGAGAAAGAAUCCUAGUGUGAACCCCGCAAAUCAGAGGAGGCAUCUGCUAGAAUUUUCUGCUAAAGAGGUGCAAGACACAUCAGAUGGUAUCAUCCAGAAAACCAGCUACAGAUACGACCAUUCUGUCUCCAACGACAAGGCCCUGAUGGUGCUGAGCGAGGAGCCGCUCCUCUACAUCCCGCCGCCGCCUUGCCAGCCGUUGAUCAACACCACAGAGUCGCUCAGGUUGAACCACGAGCUCCGAGGCUGGGUCCACAGGCACGAGGUGGAGAGGACCAAGUCCAGAAGAAUGACGAACCAGGAGCAGAAGACCCGCAUUCUUCAGGGUGCUCUGGAACCGGGCUCAAAUUCUCAGCUCAUGGCUGUCCAAUACACAGAAACCUCUAGGAUCAGCAGGAACUCAGGGAGCGAGCUGCAGGUGUAUUAUGCGUCACCCAGAAGUUACCAAGACUUCUUCGAGGCCAUCCGCAGAAGGGGAGAUACGUUCUAUGUCGUGUCCUUUCGAAGGGACCACCUGCUGCUGCCGGCCACCGCCCAUAACAAGACCACGAGACCCAAGAUGUCCAUUGUGUUACCAGCAAUAAACAUAAACGAGAACGUGAUCGACGGGCAGGACUACGAAGUGAUGAUGCAGAUCGACUGUCAGGUGAUGGACACCCGGAUUCUGCACAUCAAGAGCUCGUCCGUCCCGCCGUGCCUCCGGGGCCUCCGGGGCCAGCAGAGGAAUCAGACCAGCACCACCUUCGGCUCCGCUCCGGCGGCCACGGAGGCGGCCCACGGCGUCCACACCAUCCCGGAGUCGCUGCAGUAGUCCUCUGGGGCCGCGAGGGACCGUGGACUCUGCCGGACCCAAGAGCGGGGCGACUCGCGCCCCUGCCCGGCUUCUCACAAUGGGGCUCAAGGGCUGGAGAAAAGCCAUUUCUCACCGUCUGCCCUGCACUGAAAUCCAGGCCCCGGGGACGCGGUGUUUCCGUGGCAGCUGUGACCCCGGACUCCGGUGCUGCCCGGGCGGGCUGUCGGCUGUACUUCCUAAAUAGCUUUUUCUUCCGUGUG
Molecule: messenger RNA, 2326 nt
Organism: Suricata suricatta (meerkat)
Lineage: Eukaryota; Metazoa; Chordata; Mammalia; Carnivora; Herpestidae
Gene: ATF6
Product: activating transcription factor 6
Exons: 16
Coding region: 105-2084 (659 amino acids)
Biological process (GO): endoplasmic reticulum unfolded protein response; regulation of transcription by RNA polymerase II
Cellular component (GO): nucleus
Molecular function (GO): DNA-binding transcription factor activity, RNA polymerase II-specific; RNA polymerase II cis-regulatory region sequence-specific DNA binding
Source: RefSeq, a predicted model, not a curated record